GCGGUUAUCAAAGCGUUGAACACGUGCACAUUGCGUGACUGUUUUGGUUCCAUGCCGUAUCGUUUUAUCAUUGGCAGAUGAUUACAAACAGUGUUACUGUUGCAGUGUACUCGUAACUGCGGUAGCGGGAUCUAGCUACUGUCCACAAUGGCCCCCAGCACGCCCAACCCCGCCAAGAUGCUGCUGCGCAAUGAGAUUUCCUCGCGCAUCGCAGCGCUGUCAGCUGACGAGAAAAAAAGGCAAUCUAGGGUAGUCUAUGAAAAGGUUAUCAACCACCCCUGGUACAAGUCGUCGAAACGGAUCGCGCUGUACAUGAGCACAGAGCAGGAGGUGGACACCUCGCCGCUGCUGCAGCACGCUAAGGCCAAGGGGACCGCCUUCGUGCCUCAGUAUGCUGGAGGGCACAUGAAGAUGCUGCGAGUGGAAGCAGGAGACGAAGCCGGCAUGGACGUCACCAAGCACGGGAUUGCUCAGCACAAGAAGGAUGCCGACAGGGAAGACGCCUUGGAGUCAGGUGGCUUGGAUCUCAUAAUCGCUCCAGGGUUGGCGUUCAGCAGAUCCGGAAGCCGUCUCGGGCACGGCGGCGGUUACUAUGAUCGGUACCUCGCCAGGGUUAGGAGCAACCCUGACAGCGCUCCCAAGGUUGUGGCUUUGGCUUUUAACUGCCAAGUUGUAGAAGAAGUUCCCGUUGACGAGAACGACCAAAAAGUAGAUGAAGUCAUUGCUGCUGAUUGAAAUGCUCUUACUCGUAAUAGACAUAAUCAGGCAUCGUAAACUGCGAGCGAAAUCCAUUGAAAUG
This is a messenger RNA of Cydia strobilella, 799 nucleotides long. RefSeq names its product 5-formyltetrahydrofolate cyclo-ligase (gene Mthfs). Bases 148 to 735 code for a protein of 195 amino acids. NCBI's taxonomy places the organism in Eukaryota, Metazoa, Arthropoda, Insecta, Lepidoptera, Tortricidae. The record is from RefSeq and is a predicted model, not a curated record. Gene Ontology annotation, molecular function: 5-formyltetrahydrofolate cyclo-ligase activity. The transcript has 6 exons. Gene Ontology annotation, biological process: tetrahydrofolate interconversion; folic acid-containing compound biosynthetic process. Gene Ontology annotation, cellular component: mitochondrion.